ACCUAAGGGGUGGGUUCGCUCCUAGUUUGCACAUACUCCACAUUUUGUUCUGCGUUGUCCUAACCAAGCGAGCGCCAGUUCUUCUCGAGACUUGCUAGUCUUCGCACACACUUGACCAUUCCAAUUAGGAGAUAAACCCACCAAUUAUCGGUGUUUGUUCUCAAUCAGAGCCACCAAACUCACCAUGUCCAAGAUUGGAAUCAACGGAUUCGGCCGCAUUGGCCGCCUGGUGCUGCGCGCCGCCCUGAAUGCUGGUGCCCAGGUUGUGGCUGUCAACGACCCCUUCAUCCCCUUGGACUACAUGGUCUACAUGUUCAAGUAUGACUCUACCCACGGCCGCUUCAAGGGAGAAGUCAAGGCUGAGGAUGGUAAUCUCGUCAUCAACGGCCAGAAGAUUGCCGUCUUCCAGGAGCGUGACCCCAAGACCAUCCCCUGGAGCAAGGCUGGCGCUGAGUACAUUGUUGAGUCCACUGGCGUCUUCACCACCAUCGAAAAGGCCUCUGCCCACUUUGAGGGUGGUGCCAAGAAGGUCAUCAUCUCCGCUCCCAGCGCUGAUGCCCCUAUGUUCGUUGUCGGCGUCAACCUGGAAGCCUACGAUCCCAGCAUGAAGGUCAUCUCGAACGCUUCUUGCACCACCAAUUGCCUCGCUCCCCUCGCCAAGGUUAUCAACGACAACUUUGAGAUCGUUGAGGGUCUGAUGACCACUGUUCACGCCAUCACUGCCACCCAGAAGACUGUUGAUGGACCUUCUGGAAAGCUGUGGCGUGAUGGCCGUGGCGCUGCCCAGAACAUCAUUCCCGCCUCUACUGGUGCCGCCAAGGCUGUUGGCAAGGUCAUCCCUGCAUUGAACGGCAAGCUGACCGGCAUGGCCUUCCGCGUGCCCACCCACGACGUCUCCGUUGUUGACCUGACUGUCAGGCUUGGCAAGGAUGCCACCUAUGAUGAGAUCAAGAAGACCGUUAAGGCCGCAGCUGAUGGACCUAUGAAGGGUGUCCUCGAGUACACUGAGGACCAGGUUGUAUCCAGCGACUUUAUUGGCUCCACCUCCUCCUCCAUCUUUGAUGCUGAUGCUGGUAUUCAGCUGAGCCCCAGAUUCGUCAAGCUCAUUGCCUGGUACGACAAUGAGUUCGGCUACUCCACCCGUGUGAUUGACCUCAUCAAGUACAUCCAGUCCAAGGAUGCCUAAAUCAAACACCCAUCAUUUAACACCUAAAAUGAUAUGUUAAAAGAGCAAUUUUGUUGACAAUGAAAAAUUUCAAUGUUUAGCUUCAAGCAUUUAUAGGGUGCAAAGGGUCGGCCCUUUUAAAAGUAUUGGCGCUAUCCUCAAGUCAACUAAAAAUUAAUUAUACUGUUUAAAGAAGUCAAGUUUUGAUGUAGAUCCAAAACAAUAAAAACCCAUUUGAUUGAGAUUACUGGUGAAGAACA
Messenger RNA from Neocloeon triangulifer, 1425 nucleotides. RefSeq names its product glyceraldehyde-3-phosphate dehydrogenase-like. The transcript has 5 exons. Gene Ontology annotation, molecular function: NADP binding; oxidoreductase activity, acting on the aldehyde or oxo group of donors, NAD or NADP as acceptor; NAD binding. The record is from RefSeq and is a predicted model, not a curated record. Bases 185 to 1186 code for a protein of 333 amino acids. NCBI's taxonomy places the organism in Eukaryota, Metazoa, Arthropoda, Insecta, Ephemeroptera, Baetidae. Gene Ontology annotation, biological process: glucose metabolic process.